Messenger RNA from Exophiala xenobiotica, 240 nucleotides. RefSeq lists its product as uncharacterized. Bases 1 to 240 code for a protein of 79 amino acids. The record is from RefSeq and is a predicted model, not a curated record. Lineage: Eukaryota; Fungi; Ascomycota; Eurotiomycetes; Chaetothyriales; Herpotrichiellaceae. The transcript has 2 exons.
AUGGGUCUCUUCGACAAGCUACAGUCAAAACUCGAACUCUACCGCCUUGAGCAGAAAUACGCCCGUCGCAAGAAUCGAAUGACCUACAACACCGGCGCCCAGUACGUUGAUGGUGAAUAUGUCUACCCCAGCGGAGCCGACUACCUCGACAGUCCUGUGUCUGCCAAUUCGACUGGUAGCUCCGGCAGUUCGAACAAGAGACGGACCAUGUUCUGGGCACCACCUAAUCAUCGCAGAUGA